Messenger RNA from Dermochelys coriacea (leatherback sea turtle), 3552 nucleotides. RefSeq names its product tetratricopeptide repeat domain 7B (gene TTC7B). The transcript is spliced from 20 exons. NCBI's taxonomy places the organism in Eukaryota, Metazoa, Chordata, Testudines, Dermochelyidae. Gene Ontology annotation, molecular function: protein binding. Bases 439 to 2799 code for a protein of 786 amino acids. Gene Ontology annotation, biological process: protein localization to plasma membrane; phosphatidylinositol phosphate biosynthetic process. The record is from RefSeq and is a predicted model, not a curated record. Gene Ontology annotation, cellular component: plasma membrane.
GGCGGAGCGCAGCAAAGGCUCAGGUUUGCUCUGCGCUGGGCGGCAAGGGGAGGCGUUAGCCGCGGCGCGGGCCGGACUGACGGGGGAGGGAGGCUCUGGUGCAAGGACGCGUUUAGAGCCCGACCCUCAACGGCCGGCUGCCAUUUCCCUGGCCCCGAGGGCAGGCGGGGGGGGGCUCCAGCAGCACAGCGCGGCCGGGGUGGGCCGUAGCGCUCUCUGCCCACCCGCCACUUUCACCGCCCCGCGGCCCGCUAAGGGAGCAGAGCGGCCUGACACCGCCCGCAGUCCCGCGGCGGCCCGCCAGGGGGCGCUGCUCCAGGCGUUCGGCGCCCUGCGCUCGGGUCGCGCAGCCCUCACGUUCCCCCUCCCUCACUGCAGCCGCCGCCGAGGAAGCGCCCGAGCCGCCGCCGCCGCCGCCGCCGCCCGGGGACUCCGGCCAUGGCUACGAAGAAGGCCGGCUCGCGGCUGGAGACGGAGAUCGAGCGGUGCCGCUCCGACUGCCAAUGGGAGCGGAUCCCCGAGCUCGUCAAGCAGCUCUCGGCCAAGCUCAUCGCCAACGAUGACAUGGCAGAACUUCUCCUUGGGGAGUCAAAACUAGAACAGUUUUUGAAGGAAAAUCCUUUUAAACAGGGCACUAGUCCCCGGGGUCCCCGGCCAAAGCUGACCGAGGUCAGGAAACAUCUCACUGCAGCGCUUGACAGAGGAAACCUAAAGCCAGAAUUUUUACAAGAAGCCAACUUAAUUAUGGCCAGGUUAAACUAUGUGGAAGGUGAUUACAAAGAAGCUCUUAACACUUAUGCUAGGGUUGAAGUUGAUGACCUGCAGCUUGUUGCUGUGCCUCCUUAUAGGCUGAGGAUGAUUGCUGAAGCAUAUUCUACCAAAGGUCUUUGUCUAGAGAAGUUGCCAAUUUCCUCUUCAACUAGUAACCUCCACACGGACCGUGAACAAGAAAUCGUUACGUGCUACGAGAAGGCUGGAGAUAUUGCCCUCCUGUACCUUCAGGAAAUAGAAAGGGUAAUAAUUACCAAUAUACAAAACAGAAGCCCUAAACCGGGGUCUGCAGUACAUGAACAGGAACUGGGAUUUUUCCUAGAAACAGGACUCCAAAGAGCACAUGUCUUGUAUUUCAAAAAUGGGAACUUGACAAGAGGAGUUGGUAGAUUUAGAGAGAUUCUAAGAGCUGUUGAAACAAGAACUACACAAAAUCUACGAAUGACAAUAGCCAGGCAGUUAGCUGAAAUUUUGUUACGAGGUAUGUCUGAACAGAGUUACUGGAAUCCACUGGAAGACCCUCCUCACCAGUCACCUCUUGAUGAUCCACUCCGGAAAGGCUCAAAUACUAAAAAUUAUGCACUUAGCAGAAGACCCCGUGUGUACACUGGAGAAAACAUUUUUUGUCCUCAAGAAAAUACAGAAGAAGCUCUAUUGUUGUUGCUGAUUAGUGAAUCUAUGGCUAACCGUGAUGCUGUACUGAGCAGAAUACCAGAGCACAAAAAUGAUCGCAUCAUCAGUUUGCAAAGUGCAUCUGUGGUCUAUGAUUUGCUUACAAUUGCCUUAGGGAGAAGAGGUCAAUAUGAAAUGCUAUCAGAGUGUUUAGAAAGAGCGAUGAAGUUUGCAUUUGAAGAGUUCCAUCUUUGGUAUCAGUUUGCAUUGUCCCUAAUGGCAGCAGGAAAAUCUGCUCGAGCUGUGAAAGUCUUGAAGGAGUGUAUACGUUUGAAACCAGAUGAUGCUACUAUUCCACUCCUUGCCGCAAAGUUAUGCAUGGGAUCUCUUCACUGGUUGGAAGAAGCGGAAAGAUUUGCCAAAACAGUUGUUGAUGUUGGUGACAAAACAUCGGAGUUCAAAGCAAAAGGCUUUUUAGCACUGGGACUAACUUACAGCCUGCAAGCCACUGAUGCAUCUUUGCGAGGGAUGCAAGAGGUCCUGCAGAGAAAGGCUCUUCUUGCAUUUCAGAGGGCCCACAGUUUGUCUCCAACAGAUCAUCUAGCAGCAUUUUACCUGGCACUGCAGCUUGCCAUAUCUAGACAGAUACCAGAAGCUUUGGGUUAUGUUCGUCAGGCUCUUCAACUUCAAGGAGAUGAUGCCAACUCUUUGCAUCUCCUUGCACUCUUGCUGUCAGCCCAGAAACACUAUCAUGAUGCUUUGAAUAUAAUUGACAUGGCCUUGAGUGAAUAUCCGGAAAACUUUAUAUUACUGUUUUCAAAAGUCAAACUGGAAUCCCUGUGCAGAGGCCCAGAUGAGGCACUCCUUACCUGCAAACAUAUGCUACAGAUUUGGAAGUCCUGUUACAAUCUCACUAACCCCAGUGAUUCGGGACGUGGGAGCAGUCUGUUAGACAGAGCCAUUGCUGACAGACGACAGCUCAAUACGAUUACCUUACCUGACUUCAGUGACCCUGAAACAGGUUCAGUUCAUGCAACGUCAAUAGCAGCCUCCAGAGUGGAGCAGGCACUGUCUGAGGUUGCUUCAUCUUUGCAGAGCAGUGCUCCUAAGCAAGGUCCUCUGCAUCCUUGGAUGACUCUGGCUCAAAUUUGGCUUCAUGCAGCUGAAGUCUAUAUAGGAAUUGGGAAGCCUGCUGAAGCCACAGCAUGUAUUCAGGAAGCAGCUAACCUCUUUCCAAUGUCACAUAACGUCCUCUACAUGAGAGGUCAAGUGGCUGAACUUCGAGGAAAUACUGAUGAAGCCAAACGCUGGUAUGAAGAGGCCUUAUCAAUCAGUCCUACCCAUGUAAAAAGUAUGCAGAGACUGGUGCUUGUGAUGUCAGUUUUUCCAGGAAAAUACUUGGCAGGCAGAACAUAGAGGGACCAUUUGUCAAAUAUUUUGUGUUAAAGUGUAAAAGUAUUUAUAAUGUUUGUCUGCAGACUAGACUGUUAAUUAUGAGUCUUAUUUUUUUAUUUUUCCUAAAAACACUUGCACUUCACCUUUAGCAAAGUUUUUAAAAAGAUUAUACUUGAAUUUUGAUCUGUUUUGUUAGAGUUUUGAUUAACAGUAUUGGACUGUAAAACUUUUUUCUCCUUAUUGUGCUAGGAAGAUGUUUUUAAACAUUCAGAUUCACUUUGCUGCACAGCAGAACAGUGCAAUCAAUUUCUCAGACCUAACCUUUUUAUUCAAAAUGAUAAACUAGUUUCUGCCUAGGUGCUUAUGAAUUAUUCGGAGAGGUAUUUUUCAUGUACCGUAAGGGGGAACAUAUGAAAGAAAAGAUCAAAUAGGAAAAUAGCAAAGGGAAAUUUUUGUUUCACUUUUCAGCUUUCCAAGAUACUUGAGCCUAUUCACAAAUGCCAAAAGGUUCUCUUUUUGAAGGAAGCAUAUGGUAGACCAAAAACAGUGUAGUUAAAUAAAAAUGAGAGCUGUAUAUUAUGUUUUUUGCAUUAUUUUAGUUAGAAUCCACUUUAAAUAAAUGUUUCUUUACAAACAAAAUGCUGUGCAGAAUGAAUGAGGGAAGUUUGCAAGAUGAAAUAUUUCUCACUUAUUUCUAGUCUUUUACAGUCAAAGUUUCUUUAUUUUGAGCUUUUGUAUCUACAUGGUUUGAGAUGUUUUAGAGUUCUGACUGGA